AUGAUCCAAUCGGGUAUGUUCUUCGCCCUCCGGGUGCUGUUCGUUGUCUUUGUGAUGUUAACUUCCGCCCCGGUGGAAAUUGCAUUGGGCGACGACAGUGAAUUGAAAUCCAACGCAACAUUUUCCAAGGGGAAAUCGAUUCCCUUUCAAGCUGAGGUAAGCAAGAUGCUUGACAUCCUCAUUCAUUCACUGUACACCAACCGCGCUGUCUUCUUGCGCGAGUUGAUUUCUAACGGCAGUGACGCCCUGGACAAAAUUCGCAUGCUUUACCUCACGACCCCGAAGGAGCCCGUGAACAAGGACGGUGAGGCUCCAACAAUGGAUAUCCGCCUGUCGGUGGACCCUGAGCAGAAGACGCUGACUCUGCGCGAUGGUGGAGUGGGGAUGACCCGACAGGAGCUGGAGGCCAAUCUCGGUUCUCUUGGGAGCUCGGGGACAAAGCGUUUUAUGGAGAAACUACAGGAAACGAAGGAUUCAAAUCUUAUCGGACAGUUCGGCGUGGGUUUUUACUCCGCAUUCCUCGUGGCCGAGCGCGUGCGUGUCGCAUCAAAGAGUGAUGACGACGAAAAGCAAUGGGUAUGGGAAUCCGCAGCGGAUGGGCAGUAUUAUGUAUAUGAAGAUGAGCGCGGCAACACACUCGGACGCGGGACGGAGAUAACUCUGGAGCUGAAGCCCGACGCGCUUGAUUUCCUUUCACCAGAGACCGUGCGUAACACAGUUCGCCAGUACAGCGAGUUUGUGCACUUCCCUAUUAGGAUGAAGCGGGGGGAAGAGUGGGAUGUUCUGAACGAGAACCAGCCUAUCUGGACACGUAAGCCCUCUAAUGUGUCCAAGGAAGAGUAUGAAAAGUUCUACAUGGCUCUCUCUCGCGACUACCGUCCGCCUAUGUAUUACUCCCACUUCAACGUUGAGGGAGAGGUCGAAUUCAGUUCAGUUCUCUUUGUUCCCCAAGAAGUCGCCCAGGAAAACUUCAUAAACAAUGAGAAUACACGGGAUAACAUCAAACUGUACGUGCGCCGCAUCUUCAUCACGGACGAAUUCCGUGAGUUACUUCCGAGGUACCUUAACUUCGUGAAGGGUGUCGUUGACAGCAAUGACCUCCCCCUCAAUGUGUCCCGUGAGGUACUUCAGGAGAGUCGAAUUUUACGUGUGAUAAAGAAGAAACUCGUGCGGAAGGUGCUUUCCAUGUUCGCGGAAAUUGCGGCUAACGACGCCAGAAUGAAGGAGCAGGGUAAUGUAAGCGAGGAAGUAAACGCAGAGGUGAAUACAACAAACUCCACCUCCGGCAGCAAGAAGAAGGGGCCACUCUAUCCCAAGUUUUGGGCCCAGUUUGGUAAACACUUGCGCCUCGGUAUCCUCGAGGAUGCCAACAACCGAGGGAGGCUUGCGAAGCUUCUGCGCUAUGUUUCGAGCAAAAGCAACGGCACCCUCGUCAGUUUUCAGGAGUACAUAGACCGUAUGCAACCCAACCAGAAGGGCAUAUAUUAUAUGACGGGUGACUCCGUGGAGAAGAUGAUGCAAUCGCCACACAUGGAGGAACCGAAGAUGCGCGGUGUGGAGGUACUCUUGAUGACGGAUGCCAUUGACGAGUAUGUUGUUGGACAAGUACACGACUUUGCUAACAAGAAGCUUAUCAAUAUUGCCACUGACAGUGCACAGCUUGACGACGUUACAGACAAACAGAAAGCAAUCGAAAAGAAACGCAACGAAAAGUUCCGGCCCCUCACCGAUGCACUGACGCGCGUCUUCAAGGGCAAUCGUGUCCGCAAGGUGAUCCUCACAAAGCGAAAGACCUCUGAGCCAUUCAUCUUGUCUUCGCAAGAAAAUGAAAUGUCACCACGCUUGGCCAACAUAAUCAAGCAGCAGGCUGUUUCUUCUGAUCACUCUGUGUUCCACACGCUUGUGCUGGAGAUUAACUACCGUCAUCCUGUUGUGCAACAGCUGCUUGCUCGAUUUCAAGCCAAUGCAAACGAUCAGGUUGCACUAGACAUCGCGUGGGUUCUUUUCGGCACGGCGAGUUUGCAGGCGGAUUCUCCGGUGCCAGACCAGGCGAUGUACGCGAAGCGCGUGACGCGGUUGGUGCGUGGACGGAUGGACCUCCCCCUUGAUGAUGCGCUUCUACCACCCGAUGAUAACGAGUACGACGUGGAAGGUGUGAAACCUGACACUGUGGAUUCCGAAGAGGAGGUGUUGCUCCCAGUGGAUAAUGAUGAGGAGGGGACGAAGGGCAAGUCGGCUGAAAAGGGGCAAAAGAAAUCUUCAGAGAAGGUGGAGAAGAAGCCUGGGAAGAAAUCCACUGGAGCCAAUGCUGGAGACUUGUAA
Trypanosoma brucei brucei TREU927 is the source of this 2322-nucleotide messenger RNA. RefSeq names its product lipophosphoglycan biosynthetic protein, putative. Gene Ontology annotation, cellular component: protein-containing complex; cytosol; perinuclear region of cytoplasm. The coding region runs from base 1 to 2322 and encodes 773 amino acids. Gene Ontology annotation, molecular function: ATP hydrolysis activity; ATP binding; ATP-dependent protein folding chaperone. The transcript has a single exon. Gene Ontology annotation, biological process: protein stabilization; protein folding; cellular response to heat. The record is from RefSeq and is a predicted model, not a curated record. Lineage: Eukaryota; Euglenozoa; Kinetoplastea; Trypanosomatida; Trypanosomatidae.